Molecule: messenger RNA, 2842 nt
Organism: Arachis ipaensis
Lineage: Eukaryota; Viridiplantae; Streptophyta; Magnoliopsida; Fabales; Fabaceae
Source: RefSeq, a predicted model, not a curated record
AACAAUACAUACAUACAUACAUAAGAUAUAUAACUCAGCUAUAACUAUAUUAUAUAUAUAUUGAGGAAGAACUAAGUGUGGUGCGUUUCAGCUGCUGACUUUGAAAGAUUAUUAUUCCAAUAAUCUCAACUUAAAGCCGCGGCUACACAAGCAAAGAAUAUAACAAAUAAAUUAAAGCAACAAUUACGAACUUCGAUCUCUUCUUCUCGCUGUGAAACAACACCAUAGCUCAUAUAUAUAGGAGGAAAUUUCCGUUCAAACUUUAUUUUUCAGGAUUUUACUGUGUAUACAGAGGUUAUUAGGUUUGACUUGCCCUUGGCCUAUUGGGUUCUCCUCGUAUUCUUUUGGUAACUAUCCGGAGGAGUUAUCUUGUGAGUGAAGUGCACAAUUCUUGAUAACCGUACAGACAACUGGGCAAGUGCCUUUUUGAAAGGAAGAAAUUAAAGAAAGAGAAAAAAGAGCAAAAGAAUUUUUUAGAUUCAAUGGCUGCAAAUUCGAUGAUUACAAUUGGAGGACGAAGUAUCUUAAAGCCGCCAUUUUUCGAUGGUACAAAUUACAUUGAUUGGAAAGAAGAUAUGAAGAUAUUUAUACAGGCCGUGGACGUCAAACUUUGGUUUAUCAUUAAAAAUGGACGAAACAUUCCAAAAAUAGUUGUGAAUGGAAAUGAAGUGGAAAAACCAGAAGAUGAGUUGGCUGAGGAAGACAUGAAUAGUUUGGGGCAAGAUUCAAGAGCAAAGCACAUGUUAUGCUGUGCUGUAAAUUUUGAGACCUACGAAAGAAUCUUAAAGUACAAAACCGCCAAAGAAAUGUGGGAUGAGCUUGAAAACAGUCAUGGAAAUAAUGAUGUGUACAACUCAUCAACUCCUGAAUCACAUCCCUCAACUACCAAUUCAGACCUACCACCUAUUUGGCGUCCUGGCGGUGUUUUCUUCGAGGAAACAAGAGAUGCAAUGGGCUAUUAUCUCAACAACUGUGUGCCCCUUUACAAGCAUGCACUACAAGGCAAUUGGAAAAAGGCCAAGGCUAUCAUAGUUAAAGAUCGAAGGUUGAGGAAUGCAGCCAUAGCAAAAGGAUCGACUACACUGUUACAUAUAGCAGCAAGUGUACGUGGGGGUGCAAAACAUGUUCACUUUGUGAAACAAUUGAUGGGGGAAUUGAGUCCAGAGGACUUAUUAUCGAUAGAUGAGAAUGGAAACACUGCAUUUUGCCUUGCUGCUGCAGCUGGGAACAUGCAAGUUCUUGACUUGAUGAAAGAUAAGAAUCCAACAGUUGUACAGGUUAGGGGUAAAAAUGGAACCUACCCUCCUGUUCAAUUUGCAGCAUUGCAAGGAAGAUGUGACGUGGCUUCGCAUCUAUAUGAAAAUACCGAAUUCGGACAUUAUUAUGAUGAUGAGUUGAAACGAUUGUUCUUCACUUGUAUCAACACUGGUCUCUACGGUUUAGCCUUAAAAUUGGCCACAGAUCGGCCAUAUUUAGCUUCUAUGAGGGAUGAGAAUGGUGAGACAGCUUUGCAUCUCUUGUCUAAAAGCCAUUUGGAUUCUUGUUGCCAAAGUCCACAACAUCAAAGCUCCAUAAUCAAGAUUAAUCCUGGAAUGAAGCAGCAGGUGGUUUUUCAACUGGUUAAGAAGCUUUGGAGCAAAAUUCUUAAAGAGGAGUCCUCAAUGCGAGAGAUAUUUGAAACGCCAAAGGUCCUUUUUCAACUGUUAUUUGCUGCAGUAGAAGUUGGUAAUUUUGGGUUCUUAUCAGAGAUUCUUAGUGCUUAUCCAGACUUGAUAUGGACAAUGGAUGAGAAUACAGGCCAAACCAUAAUUCACAAAGCUGUGAUGCAUCGCCAGGCAAGCAUCUUCAAUCUCAUACAUGAGAUAGGGUUUGUGAAGGAUGUUAUAGUGACUAUGAUAGACACAGAAAGUAAUACUUUGUUACAUUUGGCUGCAAAAAGAGCACCACCACAAAGACAACUUGAAUUAGUAUCUGGAGCAGCAUUCCAAAUGUGCCUUGAGUUAGUAUGGUUCAAGGAAGUGAAGAAGAUAAUACCACCAUCGUUCAUAAACUAUAAAAACUCCGCUGGUAAAACUGCUAGUGAAUUAUUUUCAGAGGAACAUAAGGAGUUGCGAAAAGAUGCAGAAUCUUGGAUGAAAAGUACAGCUGAGAAUUGUAUGCUGAUUGCAACCGUCAUUGCAACAGGGGUGUUUGCUGCUGCAAUAACCGUGCCAGGUGGUGUUGAUGAUAAAGGGGGGAAGCCAAACUACUUGGGCAAAACAUCAUGGUUCUCGGUGUUUACAAUCUCAGAUGCAACUGCAUUUAUCUCUUCAGCAGCUUCAAUAUUAAUAUUCUUGUCCAUUCUUCUUUCGCGUUAUGCCGAGAAUGACUUCUACAAAUCAUUGCCCCUGAAACUCAUAUGUGGAUUGGUGGCUUUGUUCUGCUCAAUAACAAGCAUGAUGGUAGCAUUUGCAAGUGCCUUCUUCAUUACUUAUCAUCACUAUGCCUCAGAUCUUGUUCCCGGUUUCGUUUCUAUAUUUGCCUCUUUUCCAGCACUUAUAUUCUUGUUUCUCCAGUCUUCAUUGUGGUCAGAUCUAAUGCAUUCAACCGUUUGUUGUAGGAAACUUUUUAAGCCAAGCAAAAAGAUGCUUUACGCACUAGAGAACUAGAGAAAAUGUAAUGUGACUGGAUACUUAGUCAAAUUUGUAUUUCAUGUUGAAAAAAAAUGUUGUGCUCUGUGCGGCAUGUUGAUCAGCAAAAUUGUAGUUGAAAUAAUUGAUUUAGCUUGGUCAUAUGACUCCAUGAUUGAAUAAUACUUUGUUGCGUUUCGCUUGAAAAUAGUUGCAAAUGUGCCUUUGAGUUA